Knipowitschia caucasica is the source of this 1698-nucleotide messenger RNA. Lineage: Eukaryota; Metazoa; Chordata; Actinopteri; Gobiiformes; Gobiidae. The record is from the annotation of a GenBank genome assembly.
AUGGCGACGAAGUACUCAGACCUGGAGCUGGCCUUGAACACACUGGUGUCUGAGUUCCACAAAGCGUCUGAGAACAAACCCUCCAUGAACAGCACACAGUUCCAGACCCUGCUGAGCCACCAGCUGCCCACGCUGUCCCAGAGCCUGCAGGGGGAGGAGGGAGUGGGGGCGCUCCUGAAGAAGAUGGGGGUCCAGAGCGGAGAAGACGUGACCUUUGAAAACUUCUGGAACCUCAUCAACUCUCAGGCCUCAGGGCUGUUCCAGGCCACGCCCAAGGAGGGAGUCUACCUGUACCUGUGCUCUUAUGUGAGGGGGGGAGUCUACCUGUACCUGUGCUCUUAUGUGAGGGGGGGAGUCUACCUGUACCUGUGCUCUUAUGUGAGGGAGGGAGUCUACCUGUACCUGUGCUCUUAUGGGGGAGUCUACCUGUACCUGUGCUCUUAUGUGAGGGGGGGAGUCUACCUGUACCCGUGCUCUUAUGUGAGGGGGGGAGUCUACCUGUACCUGUGCUCUUAUGGGGGAGUCUACCUGUACCUGUGCUCUUAUGUGAGGGGGGGAGUCUACCUGUACCUGUGCUCUUAUGUGAGGGGGGGGAGUCUACCUGUACCUGUGCUCUUAUGUGAGGGGGGAGUCUACCUGUACCUGUGCUCUUAUGUGAGGGGGGAGUCUACCUGUACCUGUGCUCUUAUGUGGGGGGGGGUCUACCUGUACCUGUGCUCUUAUGUGAGGGGGGGAGUCUACCUGUACCUGUGCUCUUAUGUGAGGGGGGAGUCUACCUUUGAGGGGAGAGUCUACCUGUACCUGUGCUCUUAUGUGAGGGGGGAGUCUACCUGUACCUGUGCUCUUAUGUGGGGGGGGAGUCUACCUCUUCAAAGAAGACGUGUUCUGCCUCCUCCUCCUGCCUCCCCCUCCUGCCUCCCCCUCUUGCCUCCCCCUCUUGCCUCCUCCUCUUGCCUCCCCCUCCUGCCUCCCCCUUUUGCCUCCUCCUUUUGCCUCCCCCUCUUGCCUCCUCCUCUUGCCUCCCCCUCUUGCCUCCCCCUCUUGCCUCCUCCUCUUGCCUCCCCCUCUUGCCUCCUCCUCUUGCCUCCCCCUCCUGCCUCCUCCUCCUGCCUCCCCCUCUUGCCUCCUCCUCUUGCCUCCCCCUCCUGCCUCCCCCUCUUGCCUCCUCCUCUUGCCUCCCCCUCUAGCCUCCCCCUCUUGCCUCCUCCUCUUGCCUCCCCCUCCUGCCUCCUCCUCCUCCCCCCUCUUGCCUCCCCCUCUUGCCUCCUCCUCUUGCCUCCCCCUCUUGCCUCCCCUCUUGCCUCCUCCUCUUGCGUCCCCCUCCUCCUCCCCCUUGCCUCCCCCUCUUGCCUCCCCCUCCUGCCUCCCCUUCUUGCCUCCUCCUCCUGCCUCCCCCUCCUGCCUCCUCCUCUUGCCUCCUCCUCCUGCCUCCUCCUCCUGCCUCCUCCUCCUGCCUCCUCCUCCUGCCUCCUCCUCCUGCCUCCCCCUCCUGGCCUCCCCUUCCUGCCUCCCCCUCUUGCCUCCCCCUCUUGCCUCCUUCUCCUGCCUCCCCCUCUUGCCUCCCCCUCCUGCCUCCCCCUCUUGCCUCCUUCUCCUACCUCCCCCUCCUGCCUCCCCCUCUUGCCUCCCCCUCCUGCCUCCCCCUCUUGCCUCCUUCUCCUGCCUCCCCCUCCUGCCUCCCACUAUUAUUAUGAUUAA